AACUUCGAGCUUUCUCUUUAAACCUAAAAAUUUUGGUUCAUGAUGCCCAUGGCGACUGUUAGGGCUUCAGCUCUGCUGCCCUCCCCCCUCCUCCCUCCUCUCUCCAGAUCCCGCCCCUCUUCUCUUCCUCCCCCGUUUCCCUCCCUCUUCUACCGCCCAUUCUCACCCCCUUCCCUUCUUCCUGCCCGUUCUCGCCUCUCUUCCGCUCCUCCGCCUUCGUCGUUCCGCCGCUCUUCGCGUUUCUCUCGUCGCCCCGACCGUCUUCUGUGCAGAGCUGCGGAGUACCAGUUUCCUGAUCCGAUUCCGGAGUUUGCCCUCGCCGAGACAACCAGGUUCCGCACGCAUAUGCUUGAGAGGCUGACCAAAAAGAAAGAGUACUUCGGUGAUUCAGUCGGUGAAGUGGUCGAUGUCUGUACCGAGCUCGCAGAAUAAUCGCUAUCCUAUACGGUGUUAGUUAGUAUCAGAGUGGAUCAGAUUCAAUGGAAGAUCGUCGUGGUCGUGGUAUGCAAGUUCCAAUGGAGGAAGCCGAGCACCGUAACAGAUGGUGCCGAGGCAAGUUGUAGAUUUAUCCUAGUAAAAAUGGUGUGAAUUCUCAAAGAUCGUGAGGCACCUGGUCGAUCCUAUAGGAUCGACAUGGAGACCUCAGCCUUCCAGUUGGUCUAUCUGAAUUUUCUGGCACGUCACAAAGAAUUUUGUUGAUUGAAUCAAUAGAGUGGAGUGGAUCUUUAACUAUAUACAAGUUCCAGAUCGAAUGAAGGUCAAGCUGGUUGUCUUCAAGCUUAGAGGUCUAGCAUCGGCAUGGUGGGAGCACUUGCGACGUUUACGGGACCAACAAGGCAAGACCAAGAUCAAGAUUGGGAAAAGAUGUGAAAGAAGAUGAAAGGCCACUUUCUUCCCUUUGAUUACACUCAAAAUUCGUUCCAAGGAUGAUUAGGUUUUGCCAUGGAGGACGAUAGCUUUGACACACGGAUUCAAAGAUGAUUUGGAAGAAGCAGUUGACGAGGCAACAACGAUCGAGAUUUCAGAUUCAUCACUCUCCUCUCCUUAGGCCUAUAUAUACCCUUCCCUUCACUGAUACUCCCUUCUCCAAGGCCAGGCCGGUCAAAACCCUAAUUGAGAACACAACGAUUGCAACAGAGGAGGAGAGGAGGAAGCCAUGGAUUUCCAUAGCAUCCCCAGGCGACAACUUCAAGCACUAUGCAAGCAGAAUCGUGUCCCCGCCAACAUCACCAACGUUGCAUGGAUGAAGCCCUCCAAACGCUCUAUGCAGCUGAUCGUUGGAGAACGCCCAAGAAGCGCUUCAGGAUUUGACUCCCCGUGUGCCCUCUUCGCGCAAGGAUGCCUCAUGCCGACGACCGCAUGCAGAAUCGAUGGCUCUUGAUUCAAUAGAGCCCAGGGAGCAACCCGCGAGCCCCCUUCCUAUGGCUCAUCGUGUGACUAUGAAGUCCUCAUAGAUCUGGCGAUUGGGCAUUGAAGGAGAAGAAGAAGAUGAAAUAGAGGAGAAGAAAGAAACCCUCAGUGAGGCCACACUGUUAAUCGUUACUAAGUGCAGCUUCAUGAAACCACCAACGAGGAGGCCAAAAAAAGACGUUGAGGCCAAGGAAGAAGAGCCCAUGAGUGCAAUGAAAACAACAGCCGCCCUAACUGGCCGGCGGAUGGCGACUAGGAAGGUGGUCAUAACCCCAGUAGCCGUGGAGCAAGAGGACGGAGACAUGGUCGUUUCAGCAAGGGUUACAGCUUGUCAUGGUAAGAUUACGAGGCAGCCUACUAGGGCAGGGACAGAAGAUGGUGCCAUGCCCACCAUGAGGAGUGCAAGGAUUAGGACUAAGACGGAGGAAUCUGCUGUCAAGAUCGGAUCUUUGUUCCUAGAAGUGGAACCGGAACAAGGCAUGGAGAUCAUAAAUGCUCUGGUAGAGGAAGCCAAAAAUAGUGAAAAGGAUUGUGAUUAGGUGGCCGUUGACACUGUUGUUCCACAACGUUCUCUGGAAGAAGCAGCAAUAACUCCAGAAGUUAAAAAAAUUGCUGCCGUAUCUAUAGGCUCAGACCAAAAGCAACUGGGCAAAGAAGUUAUUAAUCACUCUGAAAAAGAUUGCAAUUUGAUGGCAGUUGGUCCUAAUAUUCUGAUCAAUAAUCU
Messenger RNA from Zingiber officinale, 2134 nucleotides. RefSeq names its product protein PLASTID REDOX INSENSITIVE 2, chloroplastic-like. Gene Ontology annotation, biological process: regulation of gene expression. NCBI's taxonomy places the organism in Eukaryota, Viridiplantae, Streptophyta, Magnoliopsida, Zingiberales, Zingiberaceae. The record is from RefSeq and is a predicted model, not a curated record. Bases 40 to 432 code for a protein of 130 amino acids. The transcript is spliced from 3 exons.